GACGUACUAAGGAAUAAAGUUUAUUAUUCUUCCUAGAAAUAUAGCGGAAUAUUAUUUCAACAUAAAGUGUCCAAAUAACUUAAUAAUAUUUCUUUUAUAGUAUUAAUAGUGGUCAGUUUACUUUAAAUUUCUAUCUUAUUAGGGGUAGAAACCGUCAUAUUCGAGUUUUUACACUUUUUUUAAUAAUACAGUAAAUAUGGCAGAACGGGGUGGUUUUGGACGUGGUUUUGGCUCUCGUGGAAGUGAUAGAGGAAAUAGAAUAAGGGGUUCACGUGGUAGAAGCCGUGCAUCACCAGCAGAAGAUGAAUUGAAGAGUUGGGUACCAGUAACUAAGUUGGGUCGCUUAGUACGUGAUGGAAAAAUUAGUUCAAUUGAAGAAAUUUAUUUACAUUCAUUACCAAUUAAAGAACAUCAAAUUGUUGACUAUUUCUUUAGCUCUUCUAAUCCUUUAUCAGAAGAAGUUAUGAAAAUUAUGCCAGUACAGAAACAAACCCGUGCAGGUCAAAGAACUCGUUACAAGGCAUUUGUAGCUGUUGGAGAUUACAAUGGACAUAUUGGUUUAGGUGUAAAGUGUGCAAAAGAAGUUGCAACUGCAAUUCGUGGUGGUAUUAUUGCUGCUAAACUCUCAUUAAUACCAGUACGUCGUGGAUAUUGGGGUAAUAAAAUUGGUGAACCACAUACAGUUCCAAUGAAGGUUAGUGGUAAGUGUGGUUCUGUAUUAGUACGUCUUGUACCUGCACCUCGUGGUACUGCCAUUGUUGGAGCACCAACUACAAAAAAAUUAUUACAAUUUGCUGGUGUUAAGGAUUGUUUUACCUCAUCUCGUGGUUGUACAAAGACUAGGGGAAACUUUAUGUUAGCUAUAUUUGCUGCAUUAAGAAGUACCUAUUCUUAUUUAACCCCAGAUUUAUGGAAAGAAUAUUCAUUUACACCUUCACCAUACAAACAAUAUUCAGAUUUUCUUGCUUCAACUAGUUCCAAAGUUGUUGUUUAG
Messenger RNA from Cryptosporidium muris RN66, 994 nucleotides. Its product is annotated as 40S ribosomal protein S2, putative. The record is from RefSeq and is a predicted model, not a curated record. Gene Ontology annotation, biological process: translation. Lineage: Eukaryota; Apicomplexa; Conoidasida; Eucoccidiorida; Cryptosporidiidae. The coding region runs from base 197 to 994 and encodes 265 amino acids. Gene Ontology annotation, molecular function: RNA binding; structural constituent of ribosome. Gene Ontology annotation, cellular component: cytosolic small ribosomal subunit; ribosome. The transcript has 3 exons.